Molecule: messenger RNA, 1233 nt
Organism: Puccinia triticina
Lineage: Eukaryota; Fungi; Basidiomycota; Pucciniomycetes; Pucciniales; Pucciniaceae
Exons: 4
Coding region: 1-1233 (410 amino acids)
Source: RefSeq, a predicted model, not a curated record
AUGGCGCCCAACCAGCUGCCGACACCAGCCAGCCUGCUCCUCUCCGCAGACCCAACCCACCCCAGCCAGAGAAAGAACAGCCCCUCGCCGCCCCUCUCCUCAGACCAUGAACCACCUCCAGAAAAAGACCGCGCUUGGGCCAUCGAACAGGACGACCUGCUGCUCCGCCAGCUCCAGUCCCAGCCAGCAGAGCUAAGACCCGCCCUGCCCCUCCUCCCACCCACCCCUCUCACCCCGCUCGAGAUCAUCAAGUCCAGCACGCUCUCGAGACUGUUCAGGAAAUCCAACCGGGUCUUCUCCCAGAUCGCCGACAGCGCCACCGGGCUCAUCGAGUCCGACUCGAGCACCUGCAACAAGCUCAACGAGCUCGUCGAGCUCCUCCGGGGCGAUCUCAGCUCGCGCUCGUGGAUCGACGUGAUCGAGCAGUCCAUCGCGCCCGCGCAAGCCGCCCCAGAGAAAGCGGACACCGGCCAGCUGCACUACCAGGUCCUCGCCCAGACCCUCGAGACCAUCCACGGCCUCUUCACCACCCCCGCCCCGAUCACCGUCCCCGCGAUCGCCAACGGCCCGCCCCAGCCCGCCGAGACCCUCAGCCCCGCCGACCAGCUCGGCUGUCUGGAGGCCUGCGCCGCCCAGCUCGGCCGCUUCCUCGGCGACAUCCAGGACUACCGCGACCGGCUCGUCGAGAUCCGCGACGGCUGUCUGGCCAUCGAGAAGCGCAGACGCGCGCUCUGGACCCUCGUCAAGCUCUCCGCCGCCGCCUUCGACCGCGCCCCUUCCCGCAAGCCCGUCACCGGCGGCCGGCCGACGGGAGGAGACAAGCCGAAGACGCCGCAGAAGCCGAAGAAAGCCAAGAAAGCCCCCCGCCCGUCGUCGCACCAGCAGCAGCAGAGGGCUGGCGGCGCGCCCUCGGACUCGGAUCCCGUCGACCAGCCCCGCCUGUCCGACUCGGCCGACUCCGUCGAGCCCGCCGUCAAGCCGCGCAAGAAGCCCGGGCCCAAGAAGGGCGCGCCCAAGAAGCCCCGCCCGCCCGGCCUGCCCCCCGCCGCCGCGCUCCUGCCCCCGCCCCCCGUCGGCCCCGCGCCUCCUGCCCCGCUCGCCCUCCACUCUGGCCCCGCCGCCUUCCCCCACCCGCCUGGCCCCCCGGCCUCCGACCCGCCCGGCGCCGCCUUCCCGCCCGCUACUGACCUCUCGCCGGCCGGACUGCUCAAGCGGAAACGCAAGAUCCCGUGA